AUGUGCGCAAAUUAAGAUAACUACUCUCUAAAAGUUAAAGCUAAAUUAUCUAAUCAUACUGUAUGCUUCGACAAUCCACUUUAUGGCACUGAUCCAAAGAAAUAUGGAUAUUAUGAUUUUUGGAUAAGAUUAAAUCCUAAUGAAAACUUUAUGAUGUACGAUUGGCAAGAAAUACUAAAAUUCUAAUUUUCUGGAUCUGGUUCACAUAACGUAGUCUUUUAUAGCUAGAGAUACUUCUAGGAUAAUUGGUAUUAAGAUUUCUUCGGUGAGUGGUAUAUGAUUUCACACAAUUGGGUCAAUAUUGUCAUCGGAUUUUCUCCAUAAAACUAGAACUGGGUAAAAUUUCUUCAAUAAUUUUAAGUUUAGAUUGUAUCCAUAGAUAGAGCCAUACAAAAUCCAAAAAUGAAUGGAUAUUACAAUCAUCCUAAAUCUAUAUGUAUGUUUAAACUAAGAGUAAACGACCCCUCAACUUAUGUUCAAUUAAACUAAUUCAAAUUUUGGAGCUUCUCUCCCACAUAACUCACAAAUAACUUUAAUGGGUUCGAUGAUUUUCUAGAAAGAUACUACGGCUAGUCUUUUAAAUACUACAAUUUUACUUUGCCACCAUCUUUAGUUGAAUACUUUAGUCCAAAGCCUUAAGGUAGCUCUAAUACUUGGGUAUCAAGCAUGACUGUUAAUUAUGUGCCCCAGGUGUUUGGAGGAACUAGUCAUAUGGAAGUUGUAGAAAUUGCUACUUUCCCUGUCUCGAAUGCUCCAAUAACAACUAUUCUAAAUGCUUUACUUGUGAUUUUGGCUACUUUUAUCGAGGCCAAUAUUCUUGUGCAAAAUAAGAUUGUCCUAAGGGCUAAUACUUUAAUGAUUUAAAGAAAUAGUGUGAAGUUUGUCCUUUUCCAUGUUCUUCCUCAACAAAUCCAUGUCCUGUAAAUACUUAUAAGGAUCCUAGCUUCCCAAUUUGUUGAAACUGUUCUCAAGGAUGCCAAGCAUGUAAUGGAAGCACCACAUGCAGCAAAUGUUUAAGUGGAUAUUUUUUAUCCAAUGGCAGCUGUGUACUUAAUUAAUGUGAUAACAAAUAGAUAUCCGGAAAAACAAAUAACUGCAUCAAUUGUCCAAAAGAUUGUGAAUAAUGCAAUUCAACUUCUUGUAUUAAAUGUGUAAAUAAUACCUAUCUCAACUCAUCCACAGUGUAAAGAAAACAAUUAUACCUGUACUUAAUGUGAUAGCACGACCUACUUAUUCAAUAAUAAAUGCGUUAAAAACUGUCCAAUGCUAGGCUUUUUCCAAGAUCCUAGUAAAAGAUUAUGUGUAAAUUGUGAUUCUUUAUGUACAAUGUGCAGCUCAAAUGCAACAGAUUGUAUCGCAUGUAAACCCGGUAGUCUGUAUUCCAAUCGAAAAUGCCUGAAUAGCUGUGGACUUAGGGAAUAUGCAUCAAGUGAGGGCUUUUGUUAUCCAUGUGAUGUGAGCUGCAAUGUUUGCUAUGGCUCAUUAAAUUCAUUGUGUACAAAGUGUAAUAUUGGUUUCUUUCAAAAGGAGAACACAUGUUUAGAAGUAUGUCCUGCUAAAUAUUAUCCUGAACUUGCUACUUAAAAAUGCGAGAAAUGCAAGUUCUAUUGUGAUCAAUGCAAAACUAAAGACACUUGCUAGUCAUGCUAACCUGGCUUUAUUCCAACUAAAACCAAUUGUACAGGAGAGUACUUUAUGAAAACAGGAGAAAAUAAAUCUUUAAGUGUACAAUUUAAUGAAGCUUAGAUACCUUCAUUAUAUAAUCCUUUAGAAAUAACUGCGGAGAUUUGGUUCAGAGGAGACAAUAUGUUAGGUGCUAAUCCUGAAGUAAUAUUAGGAAUGACACCUUAUAAACUGAGAAAAAAAGCAGGCUCAAAUUCUAUUCACAUCAACUUCUAGACAACUUUUACCUUCUGUGAAACAAACGAAACUUUAGAUGAUUAAAAAUGGUAUCAUUUUGCCUUUGCUAUUUCUGAAAAGCUUCUCAAUAUUUCAUGCUACCUCGAUGGAAAUUAGUUCUCAAUUGGGUAAAAUUCAAGAGUCGUUAUUGCUAUGGACGUGAUUAAACCUACUGAGUUAGUCUUUGGUAGUUCUAAGACUCUUUUAGGGUAGGAAAAAAACUUUAAUGGAUAUAUUAAAGAAUUUAGACUUUGGAAGAAAUAUAGGUCAGACUUUGAAAUUAAGCACUUGAGAUAUGUGACAUUUUUAGUUCCAUCUACGGAUUUAAUCGCUUAUUGGAAGUUAAAUGAGAAAAAUGAUGGUACAGUCUCUAUGUUUAAAGAUAGUAGUAUACCUGGGACUAAUAAUCAGGACUCAAUGAUAUCGAUUGAACCAAAUAUUAUUUAAGAUCUAGUAGAAUUCAAGGAAGUCUAUCAUUUAAUUUGUUCAGAUGGUUUCUACUAAAAAUUUAAUAUAACUGCAGGGUAUUAUUAAUGCUACAGCUGCGAUCCAUUGUGCAAGAACUGUAUAGGACCACUCAAUACUCAAUGUUCAGAAUGUUAUCCUCCUUUUAAGCUGCUAUAAGAGGAAAUGACCUGCCAAAUUAUUGAAUCUUGUCCUCAAGGAUACUACAUGGACCCUGAGAAUGGGCUCUGCUUCAAAUGCCAAUAAUUCUGUGAUAUUUGUACAAAUUCCCCAACAAACUGUUCAAUUUGCAAAAAAGGCACAUUCCAUGAAUACUUAGGAACAGGAUGUGUUGAUAAUUGCCCUAAUGAUAUGUAUGGAAACUAUCAAACCUAACUUUGCUACUAAAAUCCAACAGUUGAUUGGAUUACUCCACUCUCAGAUACAUAAUUUUUAUUUGGAGAAUUUAUUGAAGUUAGAGGAAAUUUCACAUUACUAAAUAAUGAGCCUAGAUCAACUUACACUUAUGGAUGGAAGGUUUUAAGAGUAGAUGGAGAUGUAGAUAUUUCUUUUGAUGCUGUUAAACCAUAUUUUGAAACUGAUAUUAGGAUAAUGCAUUUGGAUAAUAAUAUUCUUUAGCCCUAUAACUAUUAUAGAAUAACCUUAUAUGUUAAAGGCGAUACAACUAAAUACAAAAAUCUAUACUCGUAUCUUACUAUUCAAAUUUAUUUAGGAUCAGCACCUAAAAAUGGCAAGUGUAUAGUUUCUCCAAUCCAAGGAAUUGCUACAGUUACAAAUUUUAAUAUUACCUAGAAAGGCUGGGAAGACACGGAAUUAAUUACUCAAUAUUAGUACUUUUUUUCGUUCGAUAAUGGCUAAAUUUAUUUGCCAAUAGACACUGAGGAGAGAAUAUAAUUAUCGAUAUAGUACAAAUUCAAUCCAAUUUAUCAAAAAUUUGCUGAAAUUAGAAUAAUGUGUAGAGCAACAAAUAUUAAGGGAUUUUCAAGCUAGACUUCUACUAUGGUAAUCAUUGAGAAGAAAUCAAACUCUGAUGCUGAAAAAGAUCUUGGUAACAUGAAUACAGUAUUUGCUUCGACAGAAACUGAAAUUCUAUUAAUGAUUAAGUAAUUAAACCUUAUAAGUUAAUUUCUUGGAAAUUUGAAAGUAUCUGAUACUUAAGUAUUUGAUCCAAAGAUUGAAGAAUCACAAUGUAUUCCUGAUAUAUGCAAUCUUAAUGGUGCUUGUGUAUUCUUACCAUAUAUAAAGAAAUAUUAUUGCAACUGCACAGAAAACUUUGGUGGAUAGAAUUGUAGCUUCUCUAAUAAAACUCAAAUAUCGAUGAUAAAAACAAAUUCAAUGAAGCUAGGCCAGUUAUAUGAUACUUUGACUGAUAAAUAAUAUGAAUUCGAGUUCCUGAUAUUAGCUACAACUUUUAGAAGUAUGAUAAGCAAUAUACAAUUAGAAAUCAUAAUUAGCAUUUUGAAUGAUAAAUUAGCUUAAUCAGGAGACUAAGCUUUAGGAGAUAAAGAAUUAUAAAUCUAUCUAAAUAUAGUAUCAAAUCUUUUGGAAUAUCUUGAAGAGCAGAUCAUAAUAAGCAAUAUCACUGAAAACCUGUAAAAUGAUCCCAUAAAGUUAAAUUAGUACAAAGAUUAGCUAGACUCAAUUCUAUAGAUAUUCAACAUUUUAAGGUAAAAUACUCUUUAAUAAAUCAGUAUGUUAUUGCCAGAGAAAUAAUUUACCUCAAGAAUGAUUUCUUAUAAACAAUCACUCAUUUCAAAAGAAACAUUACUAUCCUAUUAAGCUACUUAGAGUACAUCUAGAAGAUCAACUACAUAUAUUAAAGUUUCUGAAAUAAAUUAUGAAGAUGCAAAUGUAGAACUUGAAAAUGACUUCAUUAUAGAGGCUAUUGAAUAUGCCUUAAACCCUUAUCAAAUCAUAAAUACCUUUAAUUUGUCAAACAACAUUUUUGAAGUAACAAUGUAUAAUGCUUCGGAUAAAGCCAAAGCAAAUAUCAAAGAUCUUAAGAAUGGAUUUCAAAUAUUUUUCCCUUUUCAAGAUAACGGAAAUUUGACUUAAUUUGCCAAAGAUUAUAACUCUCUAAGUCCCUUCAAGGCAAAACAAAAAUUCAAGAGAGAUUCAAUGAUUGAAUCAAGUCAUAUCAAAUGUACAUAUUGGAAUGGUACAUUUUGGUCUAACAGUGGAUGUAUAUUCUUAGGCUUUGAAAAUACUCACAUUAAAUGUGGAUGCAAUCACCUUACAGCCAUAUCUCCGACAUUUAUCACUCCAAGAGCUAUAUCAACAGGAGUUGAAGUAUUUAUAAAUAGGUUCAUAAAAUCAGCAGAAAAAAAAGUUGGAAAUAUUGAGCUAGGUGAACUUCUCGUUCCUUUUGGAUAGUACUUCUCUAAUCUUUAAGAGCUUCUCUAGCAUAAAACACCUAAUCCAAUCAGUUUUAUCUUCAAGCCAGGUCCUUAUAUCGUGAUCUUCUUUUGGUUUAUGUACAUAUCAAGUAUUGUAUAUUACUCUGGGAGCGACAGAUUAAAACGAAACAAAAUGACCAAAUCUUAAAACAGAAUAGACUUAGCUGAAAUAAGUGAUGAUCAAAUUCAAUGUCUUAAUAAUGUUAUAAAGGAUCUAAUGGCCAAAGACAAAUCUCGAAAAGUUAAAAAUACAAUUAGCGAAUCUAGCCCUGAGAAAUAAUAAACAAAAAAUGACUCACCUUUUAAAUACAAUAUGAAUAAUGUAUCUGAGGGUUAUGAUCAUUAUAAAUCUGAUGUUAAUAUGCAAACUUGCACAUUUGAUAACGCAGAGCAGGCUAAUAGAAGUUUCUAGGCUUGUAAAGGUAUUCUAACCACCUAAUUUAACAAUAAUCUUAGUAAUGAAGAGUUGGAAAUUUACAAAAAGAGAGCUAGGAAGAGAAUAUUUGGAAGAGUAGGUGAUGUCAAUGAAAGAGCAAGAAGAGUAUAUAAGGACAUUUUUCACCAUAAUUAAUAUACUCCAGAAAAUAAGAUGAAAUUUUUCAAUGAAGCUCUAAGAAGCAAUCUUUGGUUUGGUUUGAUGGCUAAAACCAGCAAGAUUGCUCCAAGACAUGUAAGGUUAACUCUACUCUAUCUUCACAUUUCAAUCCAGCUUCUGGUAAUGACAUUUUCUUACUUGUUUGCUUACUAAGACAAAUUGGCUGUUUGGAUUGAUUUUUCAAUGAUCUCUACCCUGGCCAUUUGUUCAUUGCCUUUGAUGGUCUCUUGGAUUUUAGCUUUUCCUGUUGCGCUUAUUUUCAGGAUGCCAAUGGAUGUAAGAAGAUAAAUAUAAGGAGUAAGAGCCAAAAAGCUUAAUAAGGUAUUCUAAAACUUAGAAAAUUAGAUGGGAUGUAGAUAUGCCAUAGGCUACUCAAUUAGCUUCACCUUUUUUAUAAUGAUGACGAUUCUUGUGAUUUUUUUAAACUAUGUUUACCCUACUGACUACUGCAUGAAUUGGUUUAUAAUGGUAUUCGUUUUAUUUAUUAUGGAUAUGCUAGUGUAUACAUUUGCUUUUGCAGGUUUAUAACUAAUCAAUAUUAUUAUAUCAGUAAAAUUUAAGCCGUUCUACCAUGUUUGGGCGACGUUAGAAAUAAUCAGGUAUUAUAAGAAUUUACGAGGCUGA
Stylonychia lemnae is the source of this 5979-nucleotide messenger RNA. Lineage: Eukaryota; Ciliophora; Spirotrichea; Sporadotrichida; Oxytrichidae. The record is from the annotation of a GenBank genome assembly.